AUGACUCUUCUUGGUGGGGAAAAUUCGGACUAUGACUACAGUGCGCUGAGUUGCGCCUCUGACACAUCGUUCAACCACAACUUCUUCACCGAGACUGAAUCCUUGAAAGGAAUAUUUUACAAAAGGGCUAAGCUCAUACAGCCAGGGGAGGACCUCUUUAAAAGCAUCCAUCCGGACGACCGCAAGCACCAUGCCAUUAUAAAUGUUGGUGGCAUUAGGUACCUGCUUCCAUGGACCACUCUGGAGGAGUUCCCGUUGACACGGCUGGGACAGCUAAAGUUGUGCAACAACUUUGAUGAGAUCCUAAGCAUAUGUGAUGAUUAUGAUGUUACUUGCAAUGAGUUUUUCUUCGAUCGGAAUCCUGGAGCCUUCAGGACUAUUUUGACAUUCCUGCGUGUAGGAAAACUGCGUCUCUUGCGUGAGAUGUGCGCACUUUCCUUCCAGGAGGAGCUUCUCUAUUGGGGGAUUGAGGAGAACAGCUUAGAGUGGUGCUGUAAAAGACGGUAUAUUCAAAAAAUGGAAGAGUUUGCCGAGCUCAACCUCCGGGAGGAUGAGCUGAUUGAGAAUGAAAAUGUCUCUGAGCCAGAGGAUGAGACCCGGUUUAACAUGUGCAUGCGUCAUCUCAGGGACAUGGUGGAGAAACCACAGUCUGGACUUCCAGGGAAAAUCUUCGCUUGCUUGUCAGUCUUAUUUGUGACAAUCACAGCAGUGAAUCUCUCCAUAAGCACCAUGCCCGAGUUGAGGGAAGAAGAGGAAAAAGGGGAAUGCUCCACCAUGUGCUACAACAUCUUUAUUGUGGAGUCAGUCUGCGUGGGUUGGUUUUCUCUGGAAUUCGCCUUGCGCUUCAUCCAGGCGCCCAGUAAGUUUGCAUUCUUACGGCAGCCACUGAACCUCAUAGACGUUGUGGCCAUCCUGCCCUACUACAUCACGCUGGUCGUGGACAACACAUCGGCGGGGCAGAAGAAAUCAGGAACUGGGAACAUCUACCUGGAUAAAGUGGGCCUUGUGCUGCGCAUACUUCGUGCCUUGAGGAUCCUGUAUGUGAUGCGUCUGGCUAGGCACUCCCUAGGGCUACAGACUCUGGGCCUCACUGCCCGCCGUUGCACCCGCGAGUUUGGCCUGCUGCUCCUCUUCCUAUGUGUAGCCAUUGCCCUUUUUGCCCCGCUGCUUUACUUGAUUGAGAACGAGAUGGCAGACUCACAGGAGUUCACAAGCAUCCCUGCUUGCUAUUGGUGGGCUGUGAUCACCAUGACAACAGUAGGGUAUGGUGACAUGGUGCCUAGGAGCAUACCAGGCCAGGUAGUAGCUCUUAGCAGCAUCCUAAGUGGAAUUUUACUGAUGGCUUUCCCUGUAACCUCAAUCUUCCAUACUUUCUCUCGCUCCUACAUCGAGCUAAAGCAGGAACAAGAGAGACUCAUUUGCAGGAGGGCGCAGCUGCUGCUGAAGAGCAAGUCGCAGCUAAGCAAUAACUCGCAAGGAAGUGACAUACUGUUUGAGAGCAUGUCUUCUGAGGCAAAAGACAAUGACUGA
Staurois parvus is the source of this 1530-nucleotide messenger RNA. The record is from the annotation of a GenBank genome assembly. Lineage: Eukaryota; Metazoa; Chordata; Amphibia; Anura; Ranidae.